This is a messenger RNA of Neocloeon triangulifer, 2412 nucleotides long. It is a transcript of the gene Dhx15, whose product is annotated as putative pre-mRNA-splicing factor ATP-dependent RNA helicase PRP1. Bases 135 to 2294 code for a protein of 719 amino acids. The record is from RefSeq and is a predicted model, not a curated record. Gene Ontology annotation, molecular function: ATP binding; RNA helicase activity; RNA binding. Gene Ontology annotation, cellular component: spliceosomal complex; intracellular anatomical structure. The transcript has 13 exons. Lineage: Eukaryota; Metazoa; Arthropoda; Insecta; Ephemeroptera; Baetidae.
GACCAGACGCCAUCUUUAACAUAUUUUGGAUGCCUCUUGGUGUUUGGAAAUCAUUUCGGCUUAAGCGUUUUACGCUGUAAAUUAUUUUGAUUUCAUAGUCUAGCGUUCGAAAUUGUCAAAUACCAACUGCAGCAAUGUCCAAGCGCAGACUGGACAUUGGGGACCCGUACGUCCGCCGCACUGACAUGAAAGACGGUGGACCAAGUUCAACCAAGAAAACCGCAGUUCUUUUGCCGACCAUCGUGGCUCCAAAAAAUCCAUACACCGGGCUGCCUUUUACACCAAGAUACAAUGAGCUGCUUAGAAAAAGGAUGUCCCUGCCCGUAUGGGAGUACAAGGACAAGUUCAUGCAGUUGCUGCGAGAUAACCAGUGCAUCGUGCUGGUUGGUGAAACCGGCUCUGGAAAAACAACACAGAUUCCUCAAUGGUGUGUGGAAUUCUCGAGAUCGUCGGGCAAAAAGGGAGUCGCGUGUACUCAGCCACGUCGAGUGGCUGCGAUGUCUGUGGCCCAGCGUGUGUCCGAAGAAAUGGACGUCUGCCUUGGACAAGAAGUUGGUUACAGCAUCCGUUUUGAGGACUGCUCCUCCGCAAAGACAGUUUUAAAGUACAUGACAGACGGUAUGUUGCUUCGAGAAGGAAUGUCUGACCCCAUGUUGGAAAAUUACCAAGUGAUCUUGCUCGACGAGGCCCACGAAAGGACUUUGGCUACCGACAUCCUGAUGGGAGUCUUGAAAGAGGUUAUCAAACAGAGGCCUGAUCUCAAGUUAGUUGUCAUGUCAGCUACUUUGGAUGCUGGAAAGUUCCAGCAGUAUUUCGACCACGCGCCCUUGAUGAAUGUGCCUGGCAGAACUCAUCCUGUUGAAAUUUUCUACACUCCGGAGCCAGAGCGUGAUUAUCUGGAGGCGGCGAUCAGGACUGUCAUUCAAAUCCACAUGUGCGAGGAAAUAGCCGGAGACGUACUAUUGUUCCUGACUGGUCAGGAAGAAAUCGAAGAAGCCUGCAAAAGAAUCAACAGAGAAAUAGACAAUCUCGGACCAGAAGUUGGAGAACUUAAAUGCAUUCCCCUCUACUCAACCCUUCCCCCGAACCUGCAGCAGAGAAUUUUCGAAUCUGCUCCUCCACCAAAGGCAAACGGGGCCAUAGGAAGAAAAGUGGUUGUGUCCACCAACAUUGCCGAAACUUCGCUGACCAUUGACGGAGUCGUUUUUGUGAUUGACCCUGGAUUUGCUAAACAAAAGGUCUACAAUCCCAGAAUCAGAGUGGAAUCUCUUCUUGUCUCGCCGAUUAGCAAAGCCAGCGCGCAGCAGCGAGCUGGUCGUGCAGGACGCACACGGCCUGGAAAGUGCUUCAGACUUUACACGGAAAAAGCUUUCAAGCAGGAGAUGCAGGACAAUACGUACCCUGAAAUUUUGCGUUCCAACUUGGGAUCUGUGGUACUGCAGCUGAAGAAACUGGGCAUUGACGAUUUAGUACAUUUCGACUUCAUGGACCCGCCUGCACCUGAAACUCUGAUGCGUGCUCUGGAACUUCUAAACUACCUGGCCGCCUUGGAUGACGACGGAAACUUGACUGAGCUAGGGGCCAUCAUGGCUGAAUUUCCGCUGGACCCUCAGCUUGCCAAGAUGUUGAUUGCCAGUUGUCAGUUCAACUGCUCGAAUGAAAUCUUGUCGAUCACGGCCAUGCUCUCAGUCCCCCAGUGCUUUGUCAGGCCAAAUGAAGCCAAGAAGGCUGCCGACGACGCCAAGAUGAGGUUUGCACACAUUGACGGAGACCACCUUACUCUGCUGAACGUCUACCACGCCUUCAAACAAAACAUGGAAGACGCACAAUGGUGUUACGACAACUUCGUAAACUAUCGUUCGUUGAAGUCGGCAGACAAUGUUAGACAGCAGCUCUCGAGAAUCAUGGACCGAUUCAACCUGAAGCGCACCUCCACAGAGUUCACAUCCAAGGACUACUACAUGAACAUCAGGAAGGCCCUUGUCAGUGGAUUCUUCAUGCAGGUUGCACACUUGGAAAGAACGGGACACUAUCUUACCAUCAAGGACAAUCAGAUCGUCCAAUUGCAUCCCUCAACCUGUCUGGACCACAAACCCGACUGGGUCAUCUACAAUGAGUUUGUCCUCACCACUAAAAAUUACAUUCGCACAGUCACUGAUAUCAAGCCGGACUGGUUGCUGAAAGUGGCCGCUCAGUACUACGAGCUAAGUAAUUUCCCUCAGUGCGAAGCCAAGCGGCAAUUGGAACAGAUUCAGGCGAGGCUUGACAGCAGGCAAUUCAAAGAGGGAUUUUAACCUGGAAACAUUAUUUGAUGACCCGAUUCUUAUCACAAACUAUGAUUAUUAAACUAUAGUUACUCUAAAAUUUCAUGGAUCACCAAUGGACUUUUCAUUUUAUUACUUCAAUCUGAAU